AUGGACCCCGAGGGCCCUGGAAAAUCGUCUGAUGGAGAGCCCAACGAGCAGCAGCGCCCCGAAGAGCAAGAGAACGUCCAGCCCGGCUCCGACGUGACAAAGCCCGCUGAGGGCGACAUUCUGGACCAGGGCGUCACAUUUGAUCAGGACAAACCAGCGGAAAAUUCGCGAAACGUCUAUGAUCCGAGCUUCAAGGCCAUCUACUGCAAUGGUUGUGUAUGGGAUCCGUUGAAGAAGGAUGAUGCCAUGGCGAUGUGCGUCCUUUGCGAGAACUGGUUUCAUUAUGCGCACACCGGCCUCCAAGGAAUUGCCGAGGAUGACGGCGCUGACCUGAUCUGCCGCUCCUGUGUUACUAAACAUCCCUGGUUUGCUGGAAAGUACAUCCAGUCCGGCGCUGCGCCUGCUUCGGAGCAGAUCACUGCCGUCCUCAUUGGCCCUUCCGAGGAUUGGCGUAAGGAUCUCUGUACUUGCGAUGCUUGCCAGAGGAUUUUGGAGAAUGACGAGGUUGAAUUUUUGACGAAUCCGGACGAUCUGCUCUCUACGUACGAGAAUGAAAUUGGGGUUGAGGAAGAGAGAGCAAAAGAAGCUCGCUCUGGUGAAGAGAUCAUCCUCGAGAUAGCAAAUCGUCACAACCUCGACAGAGAAUCCUCGGUCAUGGCCCUCCAAGCCUACGGCGAGCUCAAAGAGCACCUUCGCGAAUUCUUCUCAACGGUCAACGAAAAUGGAGGGGAGGUGGUAACAGGCGAGAUGGUCGCCCGCUUCUUUGCUGAAAAGCGGGCACGACGCCGGCCAGAAUGGACUACGUCUGCAACUUCGUACUUACGGAUAAGGGAUGGAGUCGCCCUGUUGCGAGAUGGCAUUUCUCCCUAUGAAGGCGACUUCUUUCACACGACGCCAAUUGUGCUCUUUUUCUUCAACAGAAUUGUCGACAUCUUCUCGCCACUGUUGAUUGUCACCCUCAGUGUGGCUGUUGAUAUCACAAGCGCCCUAUUAUUGGCCACAUCGGCUCGGUAUUUCGGUGAAGACUCCAAUACGGCGACCGCUGUUCUGAAAUGUUACCUAUUGAAUCCGCUAGCCAUCGGCUCAUGCGCUACCCUAGGCAUGACUACGUUCCAUAACUUUUUCCUGGCCGCUUUUGUGUAUGUGUUUAGCGCAGGUUGCCCGAUAUUCGCUACAUUGAUUCUGACGGCUACGAUUAGUUUGCAACUGUAUCCGAUCACACUGUUCGCUUCCGUGUGGCUGCGGUUUCCCGGAGCUAUGGAACGCGUGAAAGCUACCGUAGCCCUGUUGAUAGGAUUGGCCGGAAUCACCCUCUUGAAUUACGUGAUGGCGGGCUAUAACUGGGCAUUUUUGGAAGACGUUUAUGGGCACAUGCUUCGUUACGACGACUUGCGACCCAACUGCGGAUGGUAUUGGUAUUUCUUUACCCAGGUUUUCGACCAUUUCCGGCAGUUUUAUAUCUACGUCUUCCAAGCGAAUACUAUGCUGUACGUGCUGCCGUUGACACUAUCUCUACGUUCUGCGCCGAAAUUGCAUCUAAUUCUGUCGCUGCUUCUGCUGGCAGUCUUCGCGCCCUAUCCGACACUGGGUGAUGCAGCUGUUUAUAUGGCCCUACUCCCGUUAUUGCACCAUCUGUUCCCCUUGAUGCGGCAAGCCCUUGCUAUCGGAGCUACCGUAGUCACCUGUGUGGCCUUGAUGCCAGUCAUGUGGCAUCUCUGGGCCGUCUCCGGUUCCGGAAAUGCCAACUUCUAUUUCGCGGUCACUCUGAUCUACAACUUGGCUCAGGUCUUUCUCCUCACCGACAUCAUCAUGGCGCAUUUCCGGCUGCAGGUGACGGCCACCGUCCCCGAGACGAUCAACGAAAAGACCAUAUUUAUUAUGAAC
Messenger RNA from Mesorhabditis spiculigera, 1884 nucleotides. The record is from the annotation of a GenBank genome assembly. NCBI's taxonomy places the organism in Eukaryota, Metazoa, Nematoda, Chromadorea, Rhabditida, Rhabditidae.